ACAACAUUUAUUGUCUGCUCUGGAGAACAACAGAUCGGCAGGGGGGGAGAGCACACACCCAGAACAGCCAACGCAGACAUCAGAAACAUGACGAGGUGCAUCAGCAUGUGUUUGGUAGCAAUGGCAGCAGCGCCACUGACCAAGGCCUUCGUGGCGCCAGGCAGCAGCCUUUCCGUGUCGGUGCUAGGACGUGAGGGCGUCACCCGCUCGUGCUCGAAGGCCUCAGCUCGCGGCACCAGCAGCACCAGCUGCAGGAUGACCAAGAAAACGGAGACGGAAGGAGCCGAGGGAGACAAGAAGAAGACCAAGCCGCCGGCGUGGAUGUUCAACGACGACGGUGUUGCGUACGCCCCGUGGAUGGUGGAUGCCUUCGACCCCGAGAACCUGGCGAAGGUGGCAGCCUCGAUCGAAGCUCGUAAGGAGAAGGAGGCCAACACGGUGCCGGAGGCGCUGGGGGCCCUUGCACGCGACCCGCAGCAGAUGGAGCUCUCAGGCGCAGGCCUGUCCGCCAAGAGGGUGUCGGAUGAGAUGGUAGAGCUAACCUGGAAGACAGGAAACGAGGAGGGAAACAUCGGUUUCAUCGUCAGCAGGCGGGCCGCUAAGACGGACGAGUGGCAGGAGAUCGCAUCGUACAAAGACUUCCCCCCACUCAACUCCAAGGGGCCGGGGGGCGGCAUCUACACUUACGCAGACGACAACGUUGACUUGGGGACAUGGGUGUACAGGAUAUCCGACAUCAGCAAGAGCGGUGUAAAGAGCGACCUUUGCCAGACGCUGAUCGAGUUGCAGAGCGGCGCCGACGAGUUGCAGACGAAGAUCGGCGUAGCAGGUCUCGCCAUCGUGCUGAUCGCGGCGGCCGCGGCAGGAACGUUCAUCGACCCCUUCGCAUCGUAGAUCUCGUAGAACAAACCGUCGCGUAGUUAGGACGUGCGUGUCGCUAUGCCUUCGGUGUGAAGCUGCCUUUAUUUAGCGCCAUAUUGAGUGAUCGCAGCCGCUGCAUAUGGUGUGUGUGGCGUAUGGAGGGCGAUGGACAGCGAUGGACCGGUUGUAGGGAGCCUCGGGGUAGCACGCUGGCAGGAGCGGAGGGACUUUGAAAAAGUCUUCUUGUUGGACCGCUACGCGGGCGGGAGUUGGACCGCGUCGGUAUGUAUCAUGCCGUGGUGUCCUUAUUACGCGGUGCUGCUUGGCGUGCAGGCAGAUGCGUUUUUUUCAUGAAAACCCAUUUUCCUGUUGCUCGCAGGAGUAGACAGCACGUGCGCGCCGUUUGUUGUGGGGCCUCUCUUAUCUCGGGGUUGAGUUCUUGUGCUAAUAUGGCGAAAACGUGUAUGAGGGGGAAGACCCGAUUGGCCGGCGGUUUCACGCAGGAAUGUCAUGAUAGAGAGCGAGACGUAGCCGCGGGCACAGAGGUGAUUUAGUAAAUAACAACUGAGGGUGUUUGGCGCACGUUACACUCCAUCGUCUUGUUAGUGUGGGUGAUAACAGCGGCGAAAUUGAGCAUUACGUAGUACGCUGGUGUUGCUGAAUACAUAGCCCUCGUCAAUUUCGAUUGCCCCGAAAUUAUUAGAGCCUUUUAAAGACGAGGGGGGUGAUACAUACAUAGGUCUGUUUGGUAAGGACGGGCGGGGGGAUCGAGUUGUCCUUCGCCCACGAAGAGAAGCAGCGACCACUUGGUUUUCCUCCCAAUGAAUUUAAUGUCACAGCAGUAUGUUGAUCACUGGGAAAUGACACAUGCGC
Ectocarpus siliculosus is the source of this 1734-nucleotide messenger RNA. NCBI's taxonomy places the organism in Eukaryota, Phaeophyceae, Ectocarpales, Ectocarpaceae. The record is from the annotation of a GenBank genome assembly.